This is a messenger RNA of Carcharodon carcharias (great white shark), 8346 nucleotides long. Its product is annotated as mucin-2-like. NCBI's taxonomy places the organism in Eukaryota, Metazoa, Chordata, Chondrichthyes, Lamniformes, Lamnidae. The record is from RefSeq and is a predicted model, not a curated record.
AGCCCCAAUCACAGCCCCAGCUCCAGCCCCAGUCACAGCCCGAGCCCCAGCCCCAGCCCCAGCCCCAGCCCCAGCCCCAGUCACAUCAACAGUCACAGUCACAGCCCUAGCCCCAGCCCCAGUCACAGCCCCAGCCCCAAUCACAGUCCCAGCACCAGCCACAUCCAUAGCCCCAGACCCAGUCACAGCCCCAGACACUUUCCCACACACAGCCACAGUCCCACACCCAGCCCCAGUCCCAGACCCAGCUGCAGCUCCAGACCCAGACCCAGCCCCAGUCACAGCCCCAGCACCAAUCACAGCCCCAACAACAGCCCCAGUCACAGCCCCAGCCCCACCAGCCCUGGCCCCAGUCACAGUCACAGUCAUAGCCCCAGACACAGCUCCAUCCCAAGUCGCAGCCCCAGCCCCAGCCCCAGUCACAGCCCCAGCUCCAGCCCCAGCCCCAGCCCCAGUCACAGUCACAGACACAGCCGCAGCCACAGCCCCGGCCCCAGUCAUAGCCCCAGUCCCAUACUCAACCCCAGUCACAGCCCCAGACCGAGUCUCAGCCCCAGCCUCAGCCCCAGCUCCAGCCCCAACCCCAGCCCCAGUCUCACCCAGUCACGGCACCAGCCCCAGACACAGCCCCAGCCUCAGCCCCACCGCAGCCCCAGCCCCAAUCUCAGCCCCAGUCAAAGUCACAGAUCCAGUCCCAGUCAGAGCCCUAGUGUUAACUCCAGCCCCAUUCCCAGCCCCAUUCCCAGCCCCAUUCCCAGUCGCAGCCCCAGCUCCAGCACCAGUCGCAGCCCCAGCCCAAGUCACAGCAGCAGCCUCAGCCCCAGCCCCAGCCCCAGCCUCAGUCACAGCCGCAGUCCCGGCCCCAGCCCCUAUCACAUCCCCAGCCCCAGUUACAGCCCCAGUCACAGCCCCAGCCCCAGCCCCAGUCUCAGCCCCAGUCAAAGUCACAGCUCCAGUCCCAGUCAGAGCCCUAGUGUUAGACCCAGCCCCAGUCACAGCCCAAGCCCAGACACAGUCAGCCCCAGUCAAAGCCCCAGACCCAGUCACAACCCCAGUCGCAGCCACAGCCCCAGCCCCAGGCCCACAUGCAGAAACAGCCCCAGUCACAGUCACAGCCGCAGCCCCAACUCCAGCACCAGCACCAGCAUCAGCCCCAGCCCCAGCCCUAGUCCCAGUCCCAGCAAGGAUAGCCCCAGUCCCAACCCCAGUCCCAACAGCAGCUGCAACCACGGCCUCAGCCCCAGCCUCAGCCCCAGCCCCAGCCCCAGGCCCAUGCCCAGCUCCAGUCACAGCCCCAGUCACAGCCGAAACCUCAACACCAGUCACAGCCCCAGCAACAGCCACAGCUCCAGCUCCAGCCCCAUUCACAGCCCCAGCCCCAGCCCCAGCCCCUGUCCCACCCCAGUCCCAGCACCAGCCGCAACCACAGCCCCAGCCACAGUCCCAGACACAGCCCCAGCUCCAAGCCCCAGCCCCAGCCCGAGUCACAGCCCCAGCCCCAGCCCCUGACCCAGCCCCAGUCACAGUCACCGCCCCAACCACAACCCCAGCUCCAGCCCCAGACACAGCCCCAGGCCCAGUCACAUCCCCAAUCACAGCCCCAGCCCCAGUCACAGCUCCAGCCCCAGUCACAGCUCCAGCCCCAGUCACAGCCCCAAUCACAGCCCCAGCCCCAUUCCCAGCUCCAGCCCCAGUCACAGCCUCAGCCCCAGCCUCAGCCCCAGCCUCAGUCACAGCCGCAGUCACAGCCGCAGUCCCAGCCCCAGUCUCAGCCCCAGUCAAAGUCACAGCUCCAGUCCCAGUCAGAGCCCUAACACAGUCAGCCCCAGUCAAAGCCCCAGACCCAGUCACAACCCCAGUUGCAGCCACAGCCCCAGCCCCAGGCCCAGACAAAGCCCCAGUCACAGUCACAGCCGCAGCCCCAACUCCAGCACCAGCACCAGCAUCAGCCCCAGCCCCAGCCCUAGUCCCAGUCGCAGCCCCAGUCACAGCGCCAACAACAGCCCCAGUCACAGCCCAAGCCCCAGGCCCAGCUCCAGUCUCAGCCGAAGCCUCAGCCCCAACCCCAGUCACAGCCCCAGUCCCAACCCCAGUCCCAACAGCAGCUGCGACCACGGCCUCAGCCCCAGCCCCAGCCCCAGACCCAGUCACAGCCCCAGCCACAGUCCCACACCCAGCCACAGUCCCACACCCAGCCACAGUCCCACACCCAGCCACAGUCCCACACCCAGCCACAGUCCCACACCCAGCCACAGCCCCACACCCAGCCACAGCCCCACACCCAGCCACAGCCCCACACCCAGCCACAGCCCCACACCCAGCCACAGCCCCACACUCAGACCCAGUCCCAGCCCCAGCUCCAGCUCCAGACCCAGACCCAGCCCCAGUCACAGCCCCAGCCCCAGUCACAGACCCAGCCCCAGCCCCAGUCACAGACACAGUCACAGUCACAACCCUAGCCCCAGCCCCAGUCACAGUCCAAGCCCCAGCCACAUCCAUAGCCCCAGACCCAGUCACAGCCCCAGCCACAGUCCCACACCCAGCCACAGUCCCACACCCAGCCACAGUCCCACACCCAGCCACAGCCCCACACCCAGCCACAGCCCCACACCCAGCCACAGCCCCACACCCAGCCACAGCCCCACACCCAGCCACAGCCCCACACUCAGACCCAGCCCCAGUCACAGCCCCAGCUCCAGCCCCAGUCACAGCCCCAGCCCCAGCCCCAGUCACAGCCCCAGCCCCAGUCACAGCCCCAGCCCCAGUCACAGCCCCAGCCCCAGUCACAGCCCCACACCCAGCCACAGUCCCACACCCAGCCACAGUCCCACACCCAGCAACAGUCCCACACCCAGCCACAGUCCCAGCCCCAGUCACAGCCCCAGCCCCAGCCCCAGCCCCAGUCACAGCCCCAGCUCCAGCCCCAGUCACAGCCCUAGCCCCAGCCCCAGCCCCAGUCACAGCCACAGCCCCGGCCCCAGUCAUAACCCUAGCCCCAGUCUCAUCCCGAGCCUCAGCCCCAGCUCCAGCCCCAGCCCCAGCCCCAGUCUCACCCAGUCACGGCACCAGCCCCAGACAAAGCCCCAGCCUCAGCCCCAACCCAGCCCCAGUCACAUUCCCAGCCCCAGAAACAGCUGCAGCACCAGUCACAGCCCCAGCCCCAGUUACAGCCCGAGCCCCAGUCUCAUCCCCAGCUCCAGCCCCAGUUACAGCUGCAGCCCCAGCCCCAGACCCUCUCACAGCCCCAGCCCCAGACCCAGCCCCUGUCACAGUCACAGCCCCAACCACAACCCCAGCUCCAGCCCCAGUCACAUCCCCAAUCACAGCCACAGCCCGAGCCCCAGUCACAUCCCCAAUCACAGCCACAGCCCAAGUCACAGCCUCAGCUCCAGCCCCAGUCACAGCCUCAGCUCCAGCACCAGUCACAGCCCCAGUCCCAGUUACAGCCCGAGCCCCAGUCUCAUCCCCAGCUCCAGCCCCAGUUACAGCUGCAGCCCCAGCCCCAGACCCUCUCACAGCCCCAGCCCCAGCCCCGGCCCCAGACCCAGCCCCAGUCACAGUCACAGCCCCAACCACAACCCAAGCUCCAGCCCCAGACACAGCUCCAGCCCCAGUCACAGCCCCAGCCCCAGCCCCAGCCUCAGCCCCAAUCUCAGCCCCAGUCAAACCCCAGCCCCAGUUACAACCCCAGCCCCAGACACAGUCAGCCCCAGUCAAAGCCCCAGACCCAGUCACAACCCCAGUCGCAGCCACAGCCCCAGCCCCAGGCCCAGACGCAGACCCAGCCCCAGUCACAGUCACAGCCCCAGCCCCAACUCCAGCACCAGUCCCAGCAUCAGCCCCAGGCCCAGGCCAGCUCCAGUCAAAGUCAAAGCUCCAGUCCCAGUCACAGACUUAGUCACAGCUCCAGCCCCAGUCCCAGACCCAGUCAGCCCCAGUCAAAGCCCCAGAUCCAGUCACAGCCCCAGUUAUAGCCCCAGCCCCAUCCCCAGUCAUGGCCCCAGGUCCAGACCCAGCCCCAGUCACAGUCACAGUCACAGCACCAGCCCCAACUCCAGCAUCAGCCCCAAUCUCAGCCCCAGUCAAAGUCACAGCUCCAGUCCCAAUCAGAGCCCUAGUAGCCCCAGUCACAGCCCCAGCUCCAGCCCCAGUCACAGCCCCAGCCCCAGCCCCAGUCACAGCUCCAGCCCCAGUCACAGCCCCAGCCCCAGUCACAGCCACAGUCACAGUUACAGCCCUGGCCCCAGCCCCAGUCACAGCCCCAGCCCCAGUCACAGCCCCAGACACAGUCACAGCCCCAGCUCCAGCCCCAGUCACAGCCUCAGCUCCAGCCCCAGUCACAGCAGCAGCCCCAGCCACAUCCCCAGCCCCAGUUACAGCCCCAGUCACAGCCCUAGCCCCAGUCCCAUCCCCAGUCAUUGCCCCAGUCACAGCCGCAGCCCCAGUCCAGCCCCGGUUCCAGCCCCAUCUCCAGCCCCAGCCAGCCCCAAUCUCAGCCCCAGUCAAAGUCACAGCUCCAGUCCCAGUCAGAGCCCUAGUGUUAGCCCCAGCCCCAGUUACAGCCCCAGCCCCAGUUACAGCCCCAGCCCAGACACAGUCAGCCCCAAUCAAAGCCCCAGACCCAGUCACAACCCCAGUCGCUGCCACAGCCCCAGCCCCAGGCCCAGACGCAGACCCAGCCCCAGUCACAGUCACAGCCCCAGCCCCAACUCCAGCACCAGCCCCAGCCCCACCCCAGUCCCAGCACCAGCCACAACCACAGCCCCAGCCACCAGCCCCACUGCCAGCCCCACUCCCAGCCCCAGCCCCAGACACAGCCCCAGACCCAGUCACAUUCCCAGCCCCAGUCACAGCCCCAGUCACAUCCGCAGCUCCAGCCCCAGACACAGCCCCAGUCACCGCCCCAGUCACAGCCCCAGUCCCAAUCACAGCCCCUGUCCCAGACCCAGCUCCAGCCCCAGCUCCAGCCCCAGCCCCAGUCUCAGACCCAGUCAAGCACCAGCACCAGACACAGCCCCAGCCCCAGUCAUAGCUCCAGUCACAGCCCCAGCACCAAUCACAGCCCCAGUCACAGCCGAAUCCCCACCGCAGCCCCAGUCCAGCCCUGGCCCCAGUCACAGCCCCAGCCCCAGUCACAGUGCCAGCACCAGCCGCAUCCAUUGCCCCAGCCCCAGUCACAGCCCCAGCCACAGUCCCAGACACAGCCCCAGUCCCAGACCCAGCCCCAGCUUCAGACCCAGACCCAGCUUCAGACCCAGACCCAGCCCCAGUCACAGCCCCAGCACCAAUCACAGCCCCAGUCAAAGUCGAAGCCCCAGCCCCAGCCCCAGGCCCACCCCAGUCAGUCAGAGCCACAGUCACAGUCACAGUCACAGCCCCAGACACAGCUCCAGCACCAGUCACAGCCCCAGCCCCAGCCCCAGUCACAGCCCCAACCCCAGCCCCAGUCACAGCCCCAGCCCCAGUCACAGCCACAGUCACAGUUACAGCCCUGGCCCCAGCCCCAGUCACAGUCCCAGCCACAGUCGCACACCCAGCCACAGUCCCACACCCAGCCCCAGUCCCAGACCCAGCUCCAGCUCCAGACCCAGAUCUAGCCCCAGCACCAAUCAGAGCCCCAGCAACAGCCCCAGUUCUGCCCUGGCCCCAAUCACAAUCACAGCCACAAGCCCUAGUGUUAGCCCCAGCCCCAGUUACAGCCCCAGCCCCAGACACAGUCCCUAUCCCAGCCCCAGUCCCCAUCUCAGCCCCAGUCCCCAUCCCAGCCCCAGCCCCAGCCGCAGUCAGCCCCAGCCCCAGUCCAGCCCUGGCCCCAGUCACAGUCAGAGCCACAGUCACAGUCACAGCCCCAGACACAGCUCCAGCACCAGUCACAGCCCCAGCCCCAGUCAGAGCCCCAGCUCCAGCUCCAGCCCCAGACCCAGCCCCAGACCCAGCUCCAAUCACAGCUCCAGCACCAAUCACAGCCCCACCCACAGCCGAAGCCGCAGCCCCAGCCCCAGUCACAGCCCUAAGCCGCAGUCAUAGCCCCAGCCCCAGUCCAGCCCUGGCCCCAGUCACAGUCACAGCCCCAGACACAGCUCCAGCACCAGUCAGAGCCCCAGCCCCACUCACAGCCCCAGCUCCAGCCCCAGUCACAGCCCGAGCCCCAGCCCCAGCCCCAGCCCCAGCCCCCACAGCCCCAGACACAGCUCCAUCCCCAGUCGCAGCCCCAGCCCCAGCCCCAGUCACAGCCCCAGCUCCAGCCCCAGCCCCAGCCCCACCCCAGCUCCAGCCCCAACCCCAGCCCCAGUCUCCACUCCCAGCCCCAGACCCAGCCCCAGUCACAUUCCCAGCCCCAGAAACAGCUCCAGCACCAGUCACAGCCCCAGCCCCAGUUACAGCCCGAGCCCCAGUCUCAUCCCCAGCUCCAGCCCCAGUUACAGCUGCAGCCCCAGCCCCAGACCCUCUCACAGCCCCAGCCCCAGACCCAGCCCCUGUCACAGUCACAGCCCCAACCACAACCCCAGCUCCAGCCCCAGUCACAUCCCCAAUCACUGCCACAGCCCCAGACCCAGUCACAGCCUCAGCUCCAGCCCCAGUCACAGCCCCAGCCCCAGUCACAGCCCCAGCUCCAGCAUCAGUCACAGCCCCAGCCCCAGUCACAGCCCCAGCCCCAGUCACAGCCCCAGCCCCAGUCACAGCCCCAGCCCCAGUCACAGCCCCAGCUCACAGCCCCAGACCGAGUCUCAGCCCCAGCCUCAGCCCCAGCUCCAGCCCCAGCCCCAGCCCCACCCCAGACCCAGUCACAGCCUCAGCUCCAGCCCCAGUCACAGCCUCAGCUCCAGCCCCAGUCACAGCAGCAGACCCAGCCCCAUCCCCAGUCACAGCCCCAGCCUCAGUUACAGCCGAAGUCCCAGCCCCAGCCCCAUCCCCAGCCUCAGUUACAGCCCCAGUCACAGCCCUAGCCCCAGUCACAUCCCCAGUUAUUGCCCCAGUCACAGCCGCAGCCCCAGCCCCAAUCUCAGCCCCAGUCAAAGUCACAGAUCCAGUCCCAGUCAGAGCCCUAGUGUUAACUCCAGCCCCAUUCCCAGUCGCAGCCCCAGCUCCAGCACCAGUCGCAGCCCCAGCCCAAGUCACAGCAGCAGCCUCAGCCCCAGCCCCAGCCCCAGCCACAGUCACAGCCGCAGUCCCGGCCCCAGCCCCUAUCACAUCCCCAGCCCCAGUUACAGCCCCAGUCACAGCCCCAGCCCCAGCCCCAGUCUCAGCCCCAGUCAAAGUCACAGCUCCAGUCCCAGUCAGAGCCCUAGUGUUAGACCCAGCCCCAGUCACAGCCCAAGCCCCAGUCACAGCCCCAGUCCCAGUCACAGCCCCAGCUCCAGCACCAGUCACAGCCCCAGCCCCAGUCACAGCCCCAGCUCCAGCCCCAGUCACAGCCCCAGCCCCAGCCCCAGUCACAGCUCCAGCCCCAGUCACAGCCCCAGCCCCAGUCACAGCCACAGUCACAGUUACAGCCCUGGCCCCAGCCCCAGUCACAGCCCCAGCCCCAGUCACAGCCCCAGACACAGUCACAGCCCCAGCUCCAGCCCCAGUCACAGCCUCAGCUCCAGCCCCAGUCACAGCAGCAGCCCCAGCCACAUCCCCAGCCCCAGUUACAGCCCCAGUCACAGCCCUAGCCCCAGUCCCAUCCCCAGUCAUUGCCCCAGUCACAGCCGCAGCCCCAGUCCAGCCCCGGUUCCAGCCCCAUCUCCAGCCCCAGCCAGCCCCAAUCUCAGCCCCAGUCAAAGUCACAGCUCCAGUCCCAGUCAGAGCCCUAGUGUUAGCCCCAGCCCCAGUUACAGCCCCAGCCCCAGUUACAGCCCCAGCCCCAGACACAGUCAACCCAGCCCCACUGCCAGCCCCACUCCCAGCCCCAGCCCCAGACACAGCCCCAGACCCAGUCACAUUCCCAGCCCCAGUCACAGCCCCAGUCACAUCCGCAGCUCCAGCCCCAGACACAGCCCCAGUCAUCGCCCCAGUCACAGCCCCAGUCCCAAUCACAGCCCCUGUCCCAGACCCAGCUCCAGCCCCAGCUCCAGCCCCAGCCCCAGUCUCAGACCCACCCCGGUUCCAGCCCCAGCUCCAGCCCCAGCCUCAGCCGCAAUCUCAGCCCCAGUCAAAGUCACAGCUCCAGUCCCAGUCAGAGCCCUAGUCCCUAGUCCCAGUCGCAGCCCGAGCAUCAGCCCCAGCCCCAGCCCCAGCCUCAGCCCCAAUCUCAGCCCCAGUCAAAGUCACAGCUCCAGUCCCAACACAGUCCCCAACCCAGCCCCAGCCCCAGUCCCCAUCCCAGCCCCAGCCCCAGUCCCCAUCCCAGCCCCAGUCCCCAUC